AUGGCGACGCGCGACGCGAAGUGUCGAUUCGAACCGAUCGACGCUUACCGUCGCCCGCUCGGCGCGCGCGACGUCCUGCUCGAGCUCACGCACUGCGGCGUGUGCCACAGCGACGUGCACGCCGCCGCCGGGCACCUGCGGCGCGCGCUCGGCGCGACCGAGUAUCCAGCGGUGCCGGGCCACGAGCUCGCGGGCGAGGUCGUCGCGAUCGGCGACGGCGUCACGCGGUUCGCGAUCGGCGAUCGAAUCGGCGUGGGGUGCGUCGUGGACGCGUGCCUGGCGUGCGAGGCGUGCGGCGCGGGCGACGAGCAUCGGUGCGCGCGGGGGAUGGUCGGGACGUACGGCGACGAGGAUAAGCACGGACGCGCGGGGACGUGGCCGGUGGGAGGGCGCACGAUGGGAGGGUACGCGACGCAUCACGUCGUGGACGAACGGUUCGGGAUUCGAGUGCCGAAGGCGUAUCCGAUGGAAGCCGCGGGACCGGUGAUGUGCGCGGGGGUGACGGUGUACGAUCCGAUGAAGCGAUACGGCGUCGGCGCGGGAAGCGCGGUCGGCGUGGUCGGAUUGGGGGGGUUAGGGGUCAUGGCGGUGAAGAUCGCGCGCGCGAUGGGCGCGUCGGAGGUGGUGGUCUUCAGUCGAAGCGAGACGAAGAGGAGUUUGGCGCGUCGAUGCGGGGCGACGGCGUUCGCGAGCUCGGAGGACGCGGACGCGAUGCGUCGCGCGCGAGGGACGCUGGAUUUAAUUUUGAACACCGUGCCCGUGGCGCACGAUUACCUGCGAUUUCAAAAGUUGCUCAAAAAACGCGAACGCGGACGCCCGCGCGCGAAACAAGUCGUGCUCGGUUUACACGCGGGACUCGUCUCGGGCAUGGUGGCGCGCGGCGUGCGAGGCGAAAACAGCCCGAUCGUCGCCUCGGCGAUCGGCGGUAUUCGCGCGACGCAGGAGGUGAUGGAUCUGUGCGCCGCGCACGGCAUCGUCCCCGAGUUGGAAAUUUUACCCGUGUCGCGUCUGACGGAGAUUUACGAGGCGCUCGACUCUGGAAACGACUCCGGCGUGCGUUACGUCUUAGACAUCGCCGCCUUCGCCGCCGACGUCCGCGCCGGGCGCGUCGACGCCCUUCGCACGUCCGGUCCUCCCAGACUCGUUCUCGACGACCGCAACGCGUUCGGGCCGCGCGGCGUCGUCCGCGAUCUCGCGCGCGUCUUCUGCGGCUGCCACGUCUGUUAG
Molecule: messenger RNA, 1227 nt
Organism: Ostreococcus lucimarinus CCE9901
Lineage: Eukaryota; Viridiplantae; Chlorophyta; Mamiellophyceae; Mamiellales; Bathycoccaceae
Exons: 1
Coding region: 1-1227 (408 amino acids)
Molecular function (GO): oxidoreductase activity, acting on the CH-OH group of donors, NAD or NADP as acceptor; zinc ion binding
Source: RefSeq, a predicted model, not a curated record